Molecule: messenger RNA, 1397 nt
Organism: Callithrix jacchus (white-tufted-ear marmoset)
Lineage: Eukaryota; Metazoa; Chordata; Mammalia; Primates; Cebidae
Gene: RRP15
Product: ribosomal RNA processing 15 homolog
Biological process (GO): maturation of LSU-rRNA; maturation of 5.8S rRNA
Cellular component (GO): preribosome, large subunit precursor
Source: RefSeq, a predicted model, not a curated record
AGUUGUACCCGGACGCAACUGUGAAGUGACCUAAACACUUCCGGCGCGGAAAAAUGGCAGCUGCCGUUCCGACCUCACGUGUGAGUGCGGGGGGAAAUCUGAAAAAGACCCCAAAGAAGAAGAUGAAAAUGGCAACCGGAGCCGUAGCGUCGGUGCUGGAAGAGGAGGGCACAGACGGUUCCGAUAGCGAAGGUUCUAUAGUAGGAGGAUCUAUAACAGGAAGCAGUGGACCAGAAUAUGACGACUUUUAUUCUGAUGAGGAAGCAAUAGAAGCUGACAAUGAGAGUGAUGCUGAGCCCCAUGACGAAGAAAAUGAAGAUGACGCAGAAUCAAAUCCUGGGACCAAUAUGGGCUGGGCAGAUGCCAUGGCUAAAGUUCUCAACAAGAAAACUCCUGAAAGUAAACCUACUAUUCUGGUCAAAAAUAAGAAGCUGGAAAAGGAAAAAGAAAAGUUAAAGCAAGAAAGACAAGAGAAAAUAAAACAGCGUGAUAAGAGGAUGGAGUGGGAAAUGAUGUGCAGAGUAAAGCCAGAUGUUGUCCAAGACAAGGAGACAGAGAGAAAUCUUCAGAGAAUUGCAACGAGGGGUGUGGUGCAGUUAUUUAAUGCUGUUCAGAAACAUCAAAAGAACGUUGAUGAGAAGGUUAAAGAAGCUGGAAGCUCUAUUAGAAAGCGAACUAAGUUGAUAUCAACUGUUUCCAAGAAAGAUUUUAUCAGUGUUUUGAGAGGAAUGGAUGAAAGUACAAAUGAGACUACCUCAGGCAAGAAGAAACCAAAAGCCAAACAGACUGAAGUGAAAUCAGAAGAGGGCCCAGGUUGGACAAUCCUACGUGACGAUUUCAUGAUGGGAGCAUCUAUGAAAGACUGGGACAAGGAAAGUGAUGGGCCAGAUGACAGCAGGCCAGAAUCUGCAAGUGACUCUGAUACAUAAAGCACCACAGGAAAUAAAAUCAUCAUUUUAUUUUUUCUAGAAAAAUAUUUCAUCCCCUGAUAGUUGGGGAAUUAUAAGGAUACCAAAAGUCAAAAGACUUUGGCCUGAUUUCAUAUUUCCCCUUUUCAUGUACACUUUAUAUAUACGUUAUUUAAACUAUAUUUUAAACCCUGGUAUAAUUUUAAGCAUUGUUCCUCAGAACAUUUGUAAAAGGAAAUAUUGCAGCUUGACCAGUGAGAUAAGCAUUUUGCCAGGAUCAUAUUGGUCCUGUCUAUUGGUGUGUUAUUAUCACCAGUGUUUUCAGAAAUACAGUACCAAUUCAUAAUUAAACUCUUUCAAGUUAAUAGUUCUCUGCCUUCGAACUUCUAGACCCAACUAUGUAUCUGUAGUUUUUGGGAAUGAUUGGUGUUUUUUGGCUUGUAUUGGGAAGUUAUUGAGAAAACCUAUAUAAUAAAAUUUAAAAUUAAA